Cladophialophora yegresii CBS 114405 is the source of this 1173-nucleotide messenger RNA. RefSeq lists its product as uncharacterized. The record is from RefSeq and is a predicted model, not a curated record. Bases 1 to 1173 code for a protein of 390 amino acids. The transcript has a single exon. Gene Ontology annotation, molecular function: oxidoreductase activity, acting on the CH-OH group of donors, NAD or NADP as acceptor; NAD binding; magnesium ion binding. NCBI's taxonomy places the organism in Eukaryota, Fungi, Ascomycota, Eurotiomycetes, Chaetothyriales, Herpotrichiellaceae.
AUGGGCUCUAUGCCAACGGACCAACCCGUGGCCCCGCCGCCCUCGACAACGACAUACAAUAUCGCAUCCAUCCCCGCCGACGGCAUCGGCCCGGAAGUCAUCACCGCGGGCAUCCAGGUGCUGAACACGCUCUCGCGCGCCUUCUCAUCCCGCUUCUCCUUCAACUUCACGCACUUUGACUGGUCGAGCGACACGUACCUAGCCACAGGCCGCUACAUCCCCGAGGGCGGCCUGGACAGGCUGCGCACCUUCCACGCCAUCUUGUUCGGGGCGGUCGGCGACCUGCGCGUGCCGGACCACAUCUCCCUGUGGGGAUUGAGACUGGCGAUCUGCCAACCCUUCCAACAGUACGCGAACGUGCGACCCUCACGCGUCCUCCGCGGCGUGACAUCUCCGCUGGCGGCGUGCCAGGGCUCGGCCGCCAACGCCAAGAAGCUCGACUGGGUCAUCAUCCGCGAGAACAGCGAGGGCGAGUACGCGGGUCAAGGGGGAAGGUCGCACGUCGGCCACCCGUGGGAAGUGGGCACCGAGGUCAGCGUCUUCACGCGCCACGGAUGCGAGCGCCUGCUGCGGUUCGCGUACGAGACGGCGCGGUCGCGACCCCGGCGCAAGCUGACUUUGGUGACCAAAUCCAACGCCCAGCGUAAUGGUAUGGUGCUGUGGGACGAGGUCAACGCCCUUGUCGCGCGCGACUAUCCGGACGUCGAGGCCGACAAGAUGCUCGUCGACGCCAUGACGUGUCGGAUGGCGCUGCAGCCGGAGACGAUCGACACGGUCGUGGCCACGAACCUGCAUGCCGAUAUCCUGUCGGACCUGGCGGCCGCGCUGGCGGGAAGUAUCGGCAUUGCCCCGACGAGCAAUUUGGAUCCCACGCGCCAGAACCCUAGCAUGUUUGAGCCGAUCCACGGGUCCGCGUGGGAUAUUGCGGGCAAGGGCGUCGCGAACCCGGUGGGCACGUUCUGGUCGUGUGCCGAGAUGGUGCGCUGGCUGGGCCAGCCCGAGGCGGCGGAUCUGUUGAUGGAGGUCGUGGAAACGGUGCUGGACCAGGGGGUCAAGACGAGGGAUCUCGGUGGGCAGGCUGGCACGGAGGAGGUCACGAAUAAGGUGUGCGAGGAGAUCUUGAGGUUGGGAAGUGAGAGGCAGGGUGUUGUCAAGGGUCAGGAGACGCAGUAG